GGUCAGUGUCUCUGUUUUUGUGGGGGUUGUCGACAGGAGUGGACCCGAAGGCAAAUACUGAACUUAAACAAUAAAAAAUACGUUUCUAAUCAGGUUACACGGAAAACAUACAUCAUGUCAGAUACGGAGACGAAACCGUCCAGCCAGGACGCAGGAGACAAGAAGGAUGGGGAGUACAUCAAACUGAAGGUGAUUGGCCAGGACAACAGCGAAAUCCACUUCAAAGUGAAGAUGACGACGCACCUGAAGAAACUGAAGGAGUCGUACAGCCAGAGACAGGGUGUUCCAAUGAAUUCUCUACGGUUUCUGUUUGAAGGACAGAGAAUCGCAGACAACCAAACUCCCAAAGAGUUGGGCAUGGAGGACGAGGAUGUGAUUGAAGUGUAUCAGGAGCAGACGGGAGGAGGACAUCGGAACAAUUAGGCUCUCUGUACAUUUCACCUCAGUUAUUUUUUUAUUUUAUUUUUUUAAAGUAAUUUUUUUUCGUUAUUUUUUUGUUAUUUUUUUGGGCUUGUUUCUUGUUCUCCUCUUUGUAGGAAGAGGCUGAAACUACCAGAGUGAAACUGCUGUUCCCCCGGGGGUCGGUGAGCCGGGCCUUCUUGCCCCGGGCUCCAGACGCCCCCCCUGCGCACUCUCCCCCCCAGAGCUGCGGCUCUCUGACGGCUUCACGCAGUGUGUGGGACACAUGAACACGCAACCUUUCAUACGCGGCAGAGAAACGGGCCUGAGUGCCAGGCGGAGUGGAGGUGUGGACGGUGUGUCCCCUCCCCUCCAGCAGAGGGCAGUGUUCUCUCCUGCUUCAGGUUUCUGUGAUGUCUGUGAUGGACGGUAAAUUCAUGGUAAAAUCAGUGCUGGACCGCCCCCCCCCCCCCCUCCCCAUGAGUGAUGUGGACUCAUCACGAGAGUUAGCCCCCCCGUGGUUGUGUGCAUCCUGUAGCGUCGUGCUUAAGGUACGUGACUGGGACGCGCAUGGUCGGUGGUUCGAUCCCCGGUGCAGCCACGAUAAGAUCCACACAGCCGUUGGGCCCUUGAGCAAGGGGAGGGGAGGAUUGUCGCCUGCUUAGUCUAAAUCAACUGCUUUGGAUAAAAGCGUCGGCCAAGUGACGUGCAAUGCGUCUCUGCACCUCAGUUACAGCCCGCUGAGGGAUCGCCAUGGCGAUCACUGCUGCCGGAGUGAUGACGUGCUGUGCUCAUCGCGCCGCGUCCACCGAUUGGUUCUCUGUAAAAGCCCCUCAGACCAAUCAGCAGUCAAGUCAGAUGUUCCCUCCUCCUCCUCCUCCUCCUCCUGUGGAGAAGGGCUUCUGUAGGCGGUGCGGUCGUGGGUUUCCCUGCUGUGUUCAUUCGGAAAUGUCGGGAGCGCUGUUCAGAAGCUGCAUCCUCUGGUGUAACUGGAGUGUAAAGUAUCAAAUAUCGGAGAAAUCCAAUGCGUACAUGUUCGGCAGCCUGUAUAUUUUGUAAACAUUUUUCGAUUUGCUGUGUAGAUUAGGCGGUGUUUAUUUAUACUGGCACACAAAAUCAAGUGCAGUUUCUGUAUGAGAGGAACGCUGCAGACACUCCGCUCCCCCUGCAGAGAGACGCCCAGGGCUGUGUGUGGAUCCCGUGCAGACGAACAGGUCCGAUUCUGAUCUGGUCUGGAUCGCUGGCUUUGUUCUCGGAGCGUAGCGAUCGUGCGAUCUAGUCACCGGUGGCUCUGUGCGGAUUAUUCCCAGCACAGUGAAGUUAAAAAUAAAAAAUGUUAAAAAUGCAAGUCCCAUCUCGCUGUGCUCCAGAAGCCCUUUGAUGUCACACGCCUCUGUUUCCAUGGUGAUGACAGAGGGCUGUGAUGAUGUCAUCACCCCAACUCUUUCUGUAGAGUAAGAGUUGCUCUGAGUGGUUUGAGAUUGUAAGAGUUUUUUUUGUUUUUGUUUUUUCUCCCUCCCUGUUUUUUAAAUAAAAUGUGUUACAAAAGAUUUAAAA
Messenger RNA from Conger conger (European conger), 1956 nucleotides. RefSeq names its product small ubiquitin like modifier 1 (gene sumo1). NCBI's taxonomy places the organism in Eukaryota, Metazoa, Chordata, Actinopteri, Anguilliformes, Congridae. Gene Ontology annotation, molecular function: ubiquitin-like protein ligase binding; protein tag activity. The coding region runs from base 115 to 423 and encodes 102 amino acids. The record is from RefSeq and is a predicted model, not a curated record. The transcript is spliced from 5 exons. Gene Ontology annotation, cellular component: nucleus; PML body. Gene Ontology annotation, biological process: protein sumoylation.